Molecule: messenger RNA, 1437 nt
Organism: Hypanus sabinus (Atlantic stingray)
Lineage: Eukaryota; Metazoa; Chordata; Chondrichthyes; Myliobatiformes; Dasyatidae
Product: carboxylesterase notum2-like
Exons: 11
Coding region: 1-1437 (478 amino acids)
Molecular function (GO): hydrolase activity
Source: RefSeq, a predicted model, not a curated record
AUGCCCCAAAACAAGCCAACUUCAAAGGCAGCAUCUCGGAAUCCUAGUUCAAAUAGGACAACUGGACCCUUCAGUGUGGAAUCAGCUCGAUUGAUCAUUCAUGAAGAACCAAAUCAUGGUAAUCUCACUGCUUCAGGUGACAAUGACAAUCUGGUAUCCCAUGUCAGGACUUUGGCUCAAACCUUGUAUCAAUGUUCAAAAGCAACUGGGACGGAUGAGAUGAAACUCAACUUCUUGAGAAGUGCCACGGUGACAUGCAAUGAUGGGACUCCAGCUGGAUAUUACCUUAGGGAGUCAAAAGGAAGCAGGCGAUGGUUAAUAUUUCUAGAAGGUGGGUGGUGUUGUUAUAACAAAGAAAGCUGUGAUGCAAGAUACAGAUCGAUUCCACGGCUUAUGAGUUCCUCUGACUGGCCACUCACACAGAGAGGUUCUGGAAUUCUAUCGUCGGAACCUGAAGAAAAUCCCCAAUGGUGGAAUGCAAACAUUGUCUUUGUGCCUUACUGUUCAAGCGAUGUAUGGAGUGGAACUGCACCAAAAUCCCGCCAAGCUGACUAUGCAUUUAUGGGUGCGUUGAUCCUCAGGGAGGUGAUUAAAGACUUGGUCCCCAAGGGCAUUAAGUUGGCAAAGAUAGUCAUGCUUGCUGGAACAAGUGCUGGUGGAACGGGAGUGUUGCUGAACAUUGAGCGGAUUGCUAAUCUUCUAGCCCAAUUGGGUGCUGAUGUUCAGGUCCGGGGCUUGGUAGACUCUGGUUGGUUCCUGGACAAUAAACAACCACAACAGAACGAAUGCACGGAUGUAACCUCCUGUAGUCCAAACUACGUAAUUAAAAAGGGACUCAGAUUGUGGAAUAGUGUUAUUCCUGAAAGAUGCAGACAACAAUUCAGACGAGAAGAAUGGCAGUGUUUCUUUGGCCACAGGAUAUAUUCAUCCUUAAGAUCCCCCGUGUUUGUGGUACAAUGGCUGUUUGACGAGGAGCAGCUAAAAAUGGAGAACAUUCAACUGGGCAGCCAGUCCCUUACAGAAAAUCAGUGGAACUACAUCCAGAACCUAGGCAGAGACCUCAGAAAUUCUCUGCGAAAUGUAUCAGCUGUGUUUGCCCCAGCGUGUCUAUCACACACUUUGAUCUCUAAGAGCAACUGGCUGGAUUUUCAUGUGAGGGGGAUUUCCUUGAACAGGGCGCUCCAGUGCUGGGACCGAAAUCUUCAGGAAAACAAGAGUUCAAGACCCUCUGCCAGAAACUGUUCCUUCCACUUAAUCGAUCAGUGUCGUCUGCCACACUGCAACCCCACUUGCCCAGCACUUCGUGAUCAGGUCACGGGUCAGGAGGUGAGCAUGAUUCAGCUCCUGAUGAACAUGGGCUUUGAUGUUCAGAGAAUUGCACAGCAGCUUGGAAUGGAACCCAGCCAACUCCUGGGGAUGCUUAGCAAUGGAGGUUAG